This is a messenger RNA of Haemorhous mexicanus (house finch), 8130 nucleotides long. RefSeq lists its product as uncharacterized. Gene Ontology annotation, cellular component: membrane. The record is from RefSeq and is a predicted model, not a curated record. NCBI's taxonomy places the organism in Eukaryota, Metazoa, Chordata, Aves, Passeriformes, Fringillidae.
UCAUAGGAAGGGGGCGUAGCCAGCGGUGGCGGCCGCUCGCCCCGUUCCUACGUGGUUCUCCUGGUUUCCCGUCCCCCCCACCUUUCUUGGGUGUCAUUGCAGGAGACACGGGAGUCAUUCCGGAGUGAAACCUCCUGUGGCACCUACAUGCAAAGGCCGCAGUGUAGAAUGGGAGGUUGAUAAUGUCGCCGAGAACCACUGCGAGGGUUUCUGCCCGCCGCGGGGAGAGCAUAGCCGGGUCGUCCCCUCCCGCGAGCCCCGGCUGGGUCUGCGUGUAGGCAGGAAGGACAGGCAGCCGCUGCAGCGCCGGGCGAAACCCUUGCGGGGGGACACCUCAGGGCUUAACAUGGCUUAGGGCAACUCAAGAGAUAUCCUGGGGAGACACGAGGACACUGGCAGGUGGUAGGUCCCCAGUCCCAUAGAAAGUCUGGGGGCUGCUGGCGUUGAGUGCGCUGCUGAAGGAGUGACCCCGUUGAGAGCAUGCUGUUCUGCUGGAACUGUCACCGCUCAACACUGCCGGGGCUGGCUCAGACCCACUGUCACCCUCACACAGCCAAGAACUCAAAAGAGCUCCUGCUCCCCCCUCUUGCACCCCUUGUUUUUCGGACGUACUGGAUCCAAGAUUACGCAGGCUCCGGGCAGCUGCGUCUGGUGGGCGGCGGCGGGCGCUGUGCCGGGCGCGUGGAGGUGAAGCACGACGGUGAGUGGGGCUCCGUGUGCUUCUUGGGGCGGGACGGGGAAGCUCGCUGGGCUGAGGUGGUGUGCCGGCAGCUGGGCUGUGGCCGGGUGGCCAGGGCGUCCUCGUCCGCCCCGUUCGGGCAGGGCAGCGGGCGGAUCUGGCUGCAGCCCUUCUUCUGCCGCGGCACCGAGGAUGGGCUGGAGGACUGCUCACACUUCGGUUGGGGCUGGCAUUUCUGCGGCCACGAGCAGGAUGUGGGGGUGAUCUGCACAGGUGAGUGGACACGCUGGCCGGCUGGGACAGCCACCUUGUUCUGGAGCAUCGCGGGCUGGUCUGAGUCGUGCCGGUGCCCCUGUGCAGAUGCUGUGGAGCUGAGGCUGUCGGGCGGUGGCAAUCCCUGUGCCGGGAGGGUGGAGGUGAAGCUGCAGGGACACUGGGGCUCGGUGGCAGACUACAACUGGGACAUGAAGGACGCCGAGGUGGUUUGCCAGCAGCUGGGCUGCGGCUCGGCUUCCGGAGCCCACUUCGCCGUCGAGCACUUUGGCCUAGGGGACGGGCUCGUCAGCCUGGCCCUGGUGGACUGCAGUGGGGACGAGGCCACGCUCUGGGACUGCGAGAUCCGUGGCUGGGGACCCUAUAACAGCAGCAUCAAUGAUUUGGACUCUGCCGUUGUCUGCCAAGGCUUUUCACGGCUGGUUGGUGGCGAUGGAGGCUGUGCCGGGCGGCUGGAGGUGCGUCAGAGCCGGGCCUGGGUCGGUGUCUGUGAGGAUGAGGUGGACAUGAAGGUGGCCCAGGUGGUGUGCAGGGAGCUGGGCUGCGGUGAGGUGGUCGCGAUCGCCGGCAGUGGCCGUUUUGGGGCGGCGUCGGGAUCGCUCUGGGACGGGGGCUUCCAAUGCAAUGGCAGCGAGCCCCUGCUCAGUGCCUGUGCCCGGCGUCCGCCCCAGAGCCAGGCCUGCACUGUCCCUGCCAGCGUCAUCUGCUCCUCCUACAUGGGCUUCCGGCUGGAGAACGGCAGCUCGGGAUGCUCCGGGCGAGUGGAGGUGGCAGUGAGGGGGACGUGGGGCUCGGUGUGCGCCAGCGAGUGGGACCUGGCCGAUGCGCACGUCCUGUGCCGCCACCUGGGCUGCGGCCGCGCCUUCAGCGUGCCCGCGGGAGGCUCCUUCGGCAGCGGGGAGGGGCCGCUGCGGCCGGACGCCUUCGGCUGCAGCGGGAGCGAGCGGCACCUGGGCGAGUGCCCCGUGGCCGUGCUGGGGAAGCCCCCGUGUGCCCCCGGAAACGCCGCCGCCGUCAACUGCUCAGGUGUUGGCUUUGUCCCAUCCCUGAGGCUGGUGGGUGGUCAGAGCUUGUGCGAUGGGCGCUUGGAGGAGACCAUAACCAGCCCAGCCUGGCGCCGUGUGUCUCUGGAGCAGUGGAAGUCAUGGGAUGUGUACAUGGUAUGUGCGGUGCUGGGCUGUGGCCUUCCCAAGGAUGUUUACACUGCCUUGGGUAGCCCUCCUGCAUCGAGCAGCAGCCCUAGCGAGGUGGACAUCAUGACUGAAGAGAUGGACAGCAUUUCGGGCAUGGGCCCUGCAGCAAACAGCAGCCUUGAGGAGAUGGUCAUUGUCUGCUCAGGCAGCCUGCAGGUGAGGCUGGUGGGGAGCCCUGGGCGCUGUGCCGGCCGUGUGGAGGUCUAUUCCGGAGGCAGCUGGAGCUCGGUCUGCGGGGAAGGCUGGGAGCUGCAGGACGCGGCCGUUGUGUGCCGGGAGCUGGGCUGUGGCACGGCCCUGGAGGCCCCGGGCUGGGCGCGCUUCGGUGCCGGCACGGGGCCGCUGUGGCCGUACAGCCCCGACUGCUCCGGCUCCGAGGGGUCUCUGUGGGAAUGCGGGCGCACGGAACGGCGCGAGUGCGGGAGCGGCGGCGGGGCAGGGGCCGUCUGCUCAGAGCAGCUCUCCGUGCGGUUGGCAGAGGGCCCUGGGCGCUGUGCCGGGUUUCUGGAGGUCUCCUACAAUGGAACCUGGGGCCGCGUGUGCGCCAACGGCAACAGCCCCGGCACUGCUGCCGCCGUCUGCCGCCAGCUGGGCUGUGGGGACAGGGGGCAGCUCUCGGCUGUGCCUGCCCAGGAGCCGACCGAUGCCUGGCUGGCCUGGGUGGGCUGUGAGGACGGGGCCCGCUCGCUCUGGCAGUGCCCCUCAGCACCCUGGCACCUGCAGAGCUGCAGCCCAGGCGAGCACGUCCAUGUGGAGUGUGAGGAGCACAGUGAUGGCACCACUGAGGGACACACUAGCCCAUAUGCAGAGGGUGGCACCAGUACAGGUGUCCCCAGCAGAACGCGCCUGGCAGUGGCCGUGGCGUCAGUGCCUGUGCCCACUGUGCUGUGCGUGGUGCUGGGGACGCUGCUGUGCCUGUCCCUGGGUGCCCUGGCCCUGCUGCUGUGCCGUGCCCGUGCCCAAUGCCGAGGCCCUGGCAGAGCUGCAGAUGCCAUCUCCAACGCUGUCUACGAGGAGCUGGAUUACAAAGCCAUGCCCGAGUACCAGGAGGUGCCCACUCCCCCAGGUUCCCUGUUGGAGGGAUGGGUGAAGAAGCUGCCGUAUGACAGCGGGGACAGCGUGCAGGGGAGUGACACUGAGGCAGCCCCAGAUCCCCCUGCCCAGCCCGAUCAAGGAACCCUGGAUGGCUACGACGAUGUCCUGGAUGUGCCCCCCGCUGCCAGCACUGGGGAUAUCUCCGAGGGAGUGGCACAGCAGAGGUGGAUCUGUGUCGUCCCCACAGGUGGGAUCUACUCCCCUCCAUGUCACCCAGGAACCAAUGGAGACCCCUCGGAACAGAUCCCAGAGCACAUGGACUAUGAUGAUGUUGGCAGCAGCACCCUGGGGACAUUGCCACACCCCGCGGUGGCAGGGCAGGCGGGCCAUGGCCCCUGCCUGCGGCACGUCGUGCUCCGGGAGGUUGCCGAUGUUGAGGCCGGGCUGCAGCGCCCGGAGGGCGUCCAGUUCGUGCAGCGGGGCCUGGCUGAAUCCGCCCGUGCUCAGCCUGGGCGUGGAGGGGGCAGGAGAAGAGGAGAAGGUGUCGGAGGCGGGCUGGCGGAGGUGCUGCGAGAGGGGCAGGAGGGCGUGGGCUGUGAGGUGGCUGUGAGGGAGGUGCCGGCAGCUUCUCCCGCAGAGGCAGCCUCGGGACCGCCCGAAGAAUUCGGGGUGGGGUCCAGGCUGGACGCAGGCGCCGCGACAGUCGCUGCUGGAGGCGGCGGGGGCGCGCAAAGAAGAGCCGCCGCGGUCUCUCUCGGUUCCGGGCGCGGGCUCUGCCGCUGCGGGAGGGGGUGGCGGACUGAUCACGGGCGCCGCGGCAGCUGCCGCCGAAGGCGGGGCCACGGGCGGCGGGCGGGGUGGUUCCGCCGCCUGGUCGCCGUCCUCAGCGUUUCCUUGAAUUGGAGGCGGCGGUGGCGGCUCCGCUGUCGCAGCUUCAACAUUUCCCGCCGCGGCAGCAGGCGGGGGCGGGGCCGCCGCUGUCGGAGCCAUCACGGGCUGCGCUGGAGGGGCGGUCGCGGGCGGGGCCGGUGGGGCGUCCUCAGGCUGGGAGGCAGCGAGGGGCGGUGCCAGAGGCGGCACCGCCACCGCCGGAGAGGCGGGCAGGUCCCUCAGUCCCGGGAGGGGCAGAAGAGGCGGCUCCUGCGCAUGCUCCAGGGAGUCAGAAAUAAACCUCUCCGCCGGCGCCUUGGGGGGGGCUGGUUGCCCUCCCUGCGGGGGGAGGCGUCCCACCACGUCCCUGCCGGAGGCCCCAGAGACGGUCCCCAAAUGAACGUGGUCGCCUCUCAAAACCGUGAAAAGCAGCUCCCAAAACUCCUGGGAAACAAUCUCAGAGACUUCCCAAGGGCUCCAGAGGUAUCCGUGAACUCGGAGAUCUCCUGUCCCUUGUGGCCGGGACAGCAGCCACCCACGCACCCAGCCAGUGCCCUCCGGUUCGGGUGGCCCGUCCCACCGGGCCCGGUGUGGGCUCCGUGCUGUGCGUGCGUCUUUGAGCGGAGCAGCCCCGGACAGUGCCCGGUGCCGCAGUGCCCGGCAGCGCGGCGGGAUGGGGCAGGGCAGCUCCUCCCGCCGCCGCACAGCGAGGGACCGGGACGUGGUGCCGGGCAGGAAUGGCUGCGGUGCCGGUGGCUGGGCAGCAGCUGCAGUUCCAGCUGCUCCCUUUGCUCUGCGCGGGAGCCCGGUACGAGAGUCCGGGAAGUGGCGAUCGUUUGCACAACAAAGGGCCGGGGAAAUUGUGGUCCCGGGCAGCGGGGAAAUCAGUGGAGCCGCAACUGUGAAUGGGUGUCAGUGCCAUCAGAGCAAGGGGAUCCCUGCGCUGGGAAUGUCCUGCCAGAGAGUCCUGUGAAGGGCUCCGGGCAGCUGCGUCUGGUGGGUGGCGGCGGGCGCUGUGCCGGGCGCGUGGAGGUGAAGCACGACGGUGAGUGGGGCUCCGUGUGCUUCUUGGGGCGGGACGGGGAAGCUCGCUGGGCCGAGGUGGUGUGCCGGCAGCUGGGCUGUGGCCGGGUGGCCAGGGCGUCCUCGUCCGCCCCGUUCGGGCAGGGCAGCGGGCGGAUCUGGCUGCAGCCCUUCUUCUGCAACGGCACCGAGGACGUGCUCAGGAACUGCUCGCACUUCGGUUGGGGCCGGCAUUUGUGCGGCCACGAGCAGGAUGUGGGGGUGACCUGCACAGAUGCUGUGGAGCUGAGGCUGUCGGGCGGCGGCAAUCCCUGUGCCGGGAGGGUGGAGGUGAAGCUGCAGGGACACUGGGGCUCGGUGGCAGACGACAGCUGGGACGUGAAGGACGCCGAGGUGGUUUGCCAGCAGCUGGGCUGCGGCUCGGCUUCCGGAGCCUACUUCGCCGUCGAGCACUUUGGCGUAGGGGACGGGCUCGUCAGCCUGGCCCUGGUGGACUGCAGUGGGGAUGAGGCCACGCUCUGGGACUGCGAGAUCCGUGGCUGGGGACCCUAUAACAGCAGCAUCAAUGACUUGGACUCUGCCGUUGUCUGCCAAGGCUUUUCACGGCUGGUUGGUGGCUAUGGAGGCUGUGCCGGGAGGCUGGAGGUGCGUCAGGACCAGGCCUGGGUCGGUGUCUGUGAGGAUGAGGUGGACAUGAAGGUGGCCCAGGUGGUGUGCAGGGAGCUGGGCUGCGGUGAGGUGGUCGCGAUCGCCGGCAGUGGCCGUUUUGGGGCAGUGUCGGGAUCGCUCUGGGACGGGGGCUUCCAGUGCAAUGGCAGCGAGCCCCUGCUCAGUGCCUGUGCCCGGCGUUCGCCCCGGAGCCAGGGCUGCACCGGCCCCGCCAGCGUCAUCUGCUCCUCCUACACGGGCUUCCGGCUGGGGAACGGCAGCUCGGGAUGCUCCGGGCGAGUGGAGGUGGCAGUGAGGGGGACGUGGGGCUCGGUGUGCGCCAGCGAGUGGGACCUGGCCGAUGCGCACGUCCUGUGCCGCCACCUGGGCUGCGGCCGCGCCUUCAGCGUGCCCGCGGGAGGCUCCUUCGGCAGCGGGGAGGGGCCGCUGCGGCCGGACGCCUUCGGCUGCAGCGGGAGCGAGCGGCACCCGGGCGAGUGCCCCGUGGCCGUGCUGGGGAAGCCCCCGUGUGCCCCCGGAAACGCCGCCGCCGUCAACUGCUCAGGCACCGUCGAGUCCCUGAGGCUGGUGAAGGGUGAGACCCGGUGUGAGGGGUUUCUGGAGUUGGCCAUAAGCACCGGGGAGUGGCGCCGUGUGCCAGGAGAGGUUUCGCUCCUUCGGAAUUUGAGCAACGUGUGCUUGGAGCUGGGCUGUGGAGGACUGGAGAAGAGUCGUGUUGUCAUUGGGCAGUGCUUCCUGAGGGAAAUCAGCCAGAAGGAGUGGGACAUCUUAAAAAUGGUUAUCAAAAAAAUCAAGAGGAUGACCACUGAUCUGGCCACAAGGACUAUUUCUGAGAAUUAUUUUUGGGCCGACUACCGGUACAUGACCACUGCACCAGCUGACAUCCCUCAUGGAACCUACAUUGUCUGCUCAGGCAGCCUGCAGGUGAGGCUGGUGGGGAGCCCUGGGCGCUGUGCCGGCCGUGUGGAGGUCUAUUCCGGAGGCAGCUGGAGCUCGGUCUGCGGGGAAGGCUGGGAGCUGCAGGACGCGGUCGUUGUGUGCCGGGAGCUGGGCUGUGGCACGGCCCUGGAGGCCCCGGGCUGGGCGCGCUUCGGUGCCGGCACGGGGCCGCUGUGGCCGUACAGCCCCGACUGCUCCGGCUCCGAGGGGUCUCUGUGGGAUUGCGGGCGCACGGAACGGCGCGAGUGCGGGAGCGGCGGCGGGGCAGGGGCCGUCUGCUCAGAGCAGCUCUCCGUGAGGCUGGCAGAGGGCCCUGGGCGCUGUGCCGGGUUUCUGGAGGUCUCCUACAAUGGAACAUGGGGCCGCGUGUGUGCCAACGGCACCAGCCCCGGCACUGCUUCCGCCGUUUGCAACCAGCUGGGCUGUGGGGACAGGGUCUGGCUCUCAGGUGUCCCUGCCCAGGAGCCGACCGACGCCUGGCUGGCCUGGGUGGGCUGUGAGGACGGGGCCCGCUCGCUCUGGCAGUGCCCCUCAGCACCCUGGCACCUGCAGAGCUGUGGCACCGAUGGGCACGUCCAUGUGGAGUGUGAGGAGGACAGUGAUGGCAUCACUGAGGGACACACUAGCCCAUAUGCAGAGGGUGGCACCAGUACAGGUGUCCCCAGCAGAACGCCCCUGGCAGUGGCCGUGGGGUCUGUGCCUGUGCCCACCGUGCUGUGCGUGGUGCUGGGGACGCUGCUCUGCCUGUCCCUGGGUGCCCUGGCCCUGCUGCUGUGCCGUGCCCGUGCCCAACGCCGAGGUCUUGGCAGUGCUGCAGAUGCCAUCUCCAACGCUGUCUACGAGGAGCUGGAUUACAAAGCCAUGCCCGAGUACCAGGAGGUGCCCACUCCCCCAGGUUCCCUGUUGGAGGGAUGGGUGAAGAAGCUACUGUAUGACAGAGGGGACAGCGUGCAGGGGAGUGACAGCAAGGAAGCCCCAGAUCCCCCUCUGCUUUUCCCAGAUCCCCCUGCCCAGCCCGAUCAAGGAACCCUGGAUGGCUAUGACGAUGUCCUGGAUGUGCCCCCCGCUGCCAGCACUGGGGACAUCUCCGAGGCAGUGGCACGGCAGAGGUGGAUCUCUGUCCUCCCCACAGGUGGGAUCUACUCCCCUCCAUGUCACCCAGGAACCAAUGGAGACCCCUCGGAACAGAUCCCAGAGCACAUGGACUAUGAUGAUGUUGGCAGCAACACCCUGGGGACAUUGCCAUGAGGAUGUCCUGGCCGUGCCAAAGCCCUGGGGACACGUGUGUGGCACUGUGGUGGGGCCCUGUCCCCAGAGAGGGCUGGCCCUGCUCACAGAGAUCAGCCCUUGCUGUCCAGCCUGGCAGGAAAACAGCUCCUGUGUAGGGAUUUUCUUGGAUUUCAGAGUGAAUUUCCCUUUUUUCCUAUUAAAACCCUACCUUGUCAGAGA